AUGUGGUAUGUCAUCAAUGAUGGUCCAAUGAAGAUUCUGAAGGUCAGUACAGCCAAAACCUCAAUUGAUGGUUCUCCUGAGAUGAGGGAGAAGUCAAGAUUUGUGUGGACUGCUGAAGAUAAGAGGAAGGCCAACCUCGACAAUGUGACCAAAGAUUUCUCUACAAGACGUUGGACAAGAACAUGUUCUACCAGAUUAAGUCAUGCUCUUACCAAAGAAAUUUGGGAGAAGAUGACCCAACUUUGUGAAGGCAACGAUCAAACCAAAGAAAAUAAACUAAUGGUUGCCACACAGAAGUUUGACAGCAUUAAGAUGCAUCCUAGAGAGAUAAUGACUGAAUUUGAUGAACGAUUCAGAAACAUAGUCAUUGAGCUCUUGACUCUGGGGAAGACUUACAGCAACAAAGAGGUUGUUAUCAAAGUGAUGAGAGCCUUACCUAAAGAAUGGGACAUCAAGAGAAUGUCAACGAGGGAAUCUAAAUAUCUCAACAAGCUUGAGCUACAUGACUUGUUCGCCGAUCUGAAAACCUAUGAGUUUGAAAUAAACUCAAGCAAUGAAUAA
This is a messenger RNA of Impatiens glandulifera, 561 nucleotides long. RefSeq lists its product as uncharacterized. The coding region runs from base 1 to 561 and encodes 186 amino acids. The transcript has a single exon. Lineage: Eukaryota; Viridiplantae; Streptophyta; Magnoliopsida; Ericales; Balsaminaceae. The record is from RefSeq and is a predicted model, not a curated record.